CCGUCUCCCAUGGACACUUACACAAAUCUUCCUCACUGGGGGACUUUCUCCCAUCCUUCCUCCCUGCCCCUCCUGACGCUCUCACAUCAGGAACACAUUUCUAACCACUGGGGAAUGAGACAGUAUAUGUGGAGUUUACAGAGUCACACCAACAGACUAAAGUACUGACAUUCGGUGAAUACCCUGGAGCUGGGCAGUGAGGGGCAUUGACAGUGAUGGAAACUCUGAUCAGUGAUUUACUGAAGGGUUUAAUGUUUCCUGAAAUAUCCGAGGGAGAGAAUUUCCCCCCAGACCCAUGGUUUGAAUCACUUUGUUCAUCAAUCUGUCUAUCUGUGUUUAGACUUGGGGAGAAUGAACUGGGAGAUUCAGGAGUGAAACUGGUGUCUGUGGCUCUGAGGAACCCGGAGUGUAAAAUCCAGACACUGUGGCUGGACACUGUCGGUCUCACAGAUUCUGGUGCUGAGGAUCUCGCCGCUGCUCUCAGUACAAACCCAUCACUAAUGGAGCUGAACCUGAGUUAUAACGAACUUGGAGAUUCAGGAGUGAAAUUAGUAUCUGCAGCUUUGGGGAACCCGGAGUGCAAAAUACUGAAACUGCAGCUGUGGAAAGUCGGUCUCACAGAUUCUGGUGCCGAGGAUCUCGCCUCCGCUCUCAGUACAAACCCAUCACUGACGGUGCUGGACCUGAGAUACAACUCUCUGACAGACCGAUCUGUCCCUGCUCUCCGCCGCCUCAUACUGACCCUCCCGAGUCUGGAGCGGAUCCUGCUGUACAGUAACCGGUUCAGUUGGACCGGGGAGAAGGAACUGAGAUCUCUGCAGGAACCCAGACCCGGACUGAGAGUGAUCGUGUGAACAUCCCCGCCCACGGGAUGGGGACAUCUUGGCCGAUUCCCUGCCCUCAACUUUAACACCCUCCCUUACCUUUAAUGG
Molecule: messenger RNA, 932 nt
Organism: Hypanus sabinus (Atlantic stingray)
Lineage: Eukaryota; Metazoa; Chordata; Chondrichthyes; Myliobatiformes; Dasyatidae
Product: ribonuclease inhibitor-like
Exons: 4
Coding region: 216-854 (212 amino acids)
Molecular function (GO): protein binding
Source: RefSeq, a predicted model, not a curated record